This is a messenger RNA of Metarhizium brunneum ARSEF 3297, 1038 nucleotides long. RefSeq lists its product as uncharacterized. Lineage: Eukaryota; Fungi; Ascomycota; Sordariomycetes; Hypocreales; Clavicipitaceae. The record is from RefSeq and is a predicted model, not a curated record.
AUGGUUCCAGGAGAUAUGCCGCAAACUGCAUUGGCUUAUAAGAGCACUCCCAUUUCCAGAGAUCCGUGGAACACAGGCCACAGUGCAUUGGUUGACCCAUAUGGCAAUGAUGGCUUCGGAAAUGGAUUCUAUUCCCCUCCCAGCAUCAUGAACCCUAGUCAUUCUUAUGCUCAGAACGGAAAUAUUCCCAGAAGCGGAGGCGGCUACAACACGCGGGCUGAUACAUUUUCCUCUCCUUCGUCAGGUUAUGCGUUGCGAACUCCGGCUACCGCCUCUUCAUCCAUGGCGCCUGCAUUCAACGGUUACAAGAGCCCAGGCAAGACGACAGGCUGGGACAAUCAUGGGCGCUAUUCCCCCACGGGCUCCCUCGAGGAGAUGGUUGCUUCUCCCAGCUUGUCUGAUUAUUCCGUCGAGAACGUCAUGGGAGUGACUAGCCCACAGCAGAAGCCGCGCCAUAGUGGCAAGCGCGGCUCUCAGCGGCGACCGUCGAAUCGAGAUGAGUUUGACGGUCCCCAUCAGUUCUUGCAACGUCCUCCACAAGAGGUUAUUGAUAUGCAGGAGAGGGAGUUACCGCACCUCCCGACUAAUCUUCACGUUCAAGAGCAGGACACCGUGCUGAACCAGGUCAACGAUCGGCUCUCACAGUGUGCCUUUGACUUCGUGGCCAAGUAUCAGUUCCCUAUUCCCCUGACACAGGACAUGCGACCGGUCGAAAGACCACAGGAUCGUGAAUGGACUGAAUGGGUGUACCUGCUCAAAAGAUUGGCAACUAAGCGACGCAUCCCUGCAAGAGUCUUGUACAAUGGUCAGAUCAAACAAUUCGUGACCAUUCUAGAAAACUCACUGGAGAUGCGCCACGCUGCCAAACACCAAAGCCGUCCUCUGAAAGACGACCGGAACAUACUGCAGCUCAUCUCUGCAGGCAUUCAAGUCGCCAAAAUCUUGAAGGACGCGUCGGCCAUGGACUACCUGGACCACUUAUACGUUGAAACAGAAUCUCGGAUUCAGGAACGCACCAAAUCGCGAUUCCGAUCCUAA